GAAAUCAGUUCAUCAAAACACGAUAUGAUGGAUAUUGAUAUGAAUCAAGAUGAAACCAUUGUAAUUUGUAAUUCCUCACCGGUCACUCUUGUGCGAAAAAUAAAUCCACAUGUUGCCCUUGACCUUCAAACGGAUAGAAUUAGGCUACCUAUUCCUGGCGAACAGAACGUAUUUAUAACUAGCGCAUUGUCCUAUGUUAAUAAUGUACCUCAUUCGGGAAAUGUUAUUUGGAGUGUCCUAAGCGCAGACAUGUUUUCUAG
Molecule: messenger RNA, 260 nt
Organism: Cetraspora pellucida
Lineage: Eukaryota; Fungi; Glomeromycota; Glomeromycetes; Diversisporales; Gigasporaceae
Source: the annotation of a GenBank genome assembly